This is a messenger RNA of Puccinia graminis f. sp. tritici CRL 75-36-700-3, 1078 nucleotides long. RefSeq lists its product as uncharacterized. Bases 143 to 1078 code for a protein of 311 amino acids. The transcript has 2 exons. NCBI's taxonomy places the organism in Eukaryota, Fungi, Basidiomycota, Pucciniomycetes, Pucciniales, Pucciniaceae. Gene Ontology annotation, molecular function: RNA binding. The record is from RefSeq and is a predicted model, not a curated record. Gene Ontology annotation, cellular component: ribonucleoprotein complex.
CUCGAAAGGUAUAAAUAUAUAAGCUAUUGGCCACCCCCAUGGCCACACGCUACACAUCCACCCGACCGUCCUCCUCGUCCCGAACCCGCCUCCCAAAAACAGAACAACCUUAACACCCAUCCUCCAACCCCACCAAGCUAAUAUGUCUAGUACCACCGCUCCCGAGUUGAACACACCGGCCUCACUUCCAGCCAAGCCUUUGAGUCAGCCCACACCCGCUGAACAUUCGGUCUACGUCGGUGACUUGCCUGCAAACAUUACCGAAGAAGAGCUGAUCAAAGUUUUCAGUCAAGCCUCCCCAGUGCUAUCAGUCCAGAUCAAAUUCCCCAGCAGAAGCGUUAAAGGCCCACGAGCCUAUGCCUACAUUGCCUACUCUUCCGCCGACAAAGUCGAUGAAGCCAUUAGGGAAUACAAUCACACCAAAUUCGCUGGAAAGCCAUGCCGCGUCAUGAAACCCAAGCGAGGAAUUGUGAAAGGCCCUCCUGAGGCCAACGUGUUUGUGCAGGAUUUACCACUCGCCCUAAGUGCCCUUGCAUUCCACGAUACCUUUGCCGAAUUCGGAGAGAUCUUAUCUUCGCGAUUGUCAGUGGACCGUGAAAAUGUCUCCAAAGGUUACGGAUUCAUCCAAUACGCAACUGUCGAGCAAGCUCAGGCAGCCAUUGCAGAGACCAACGGCUCGCUUCUUGAUGUUGCAGGCGGCGAGAAGCCAAUUCGCACUUCCAUAUUCGUCAAGAAAGACGCCCCUUCAAGCCCAACUAGCCGUGCCGCCGCUCGAGAAUUCAAGAACUUAUUUUUCAAGAAUUUACCCGCCGACAUCACGCUAGAGGCGUUCAAGGCAACUUGGAGCAAGUAUGGCGUGAUCACUUCGGCUGUGUUAACUGUGGAUGAAGACGGCAAGCCCACCGGCACUGCAUUCGCCAGCUUUCAAAACCACUCCGAUGCAGUCAGGGUCAUAAAAGCUACUCAGCGCAAAGGCCCCGAUGAAGUUUAUGCCGUACGUGCCUUAAGCAAGGCUGAACGCACGCGCUACAAAUCUCGAAAAGAUGCUAAGGCCACUGAGGCAUCUACCUCCGCCUGA